GUAGCUUCCGGGUGGCGGGGUCUAUUUCCGGGAGCGCGGCGGCGUUACCGGGGGAGGUGUGUGGGGGUGGGUGGCGGUGGCGGCAUCACCAUGAGCACUAUGUUCGCCGAUACCCUCCUCAUCGUCUUCAUCUCCGUGUGCACCGCGCUGCUGGCCGAGGGCAUAACUUGGGUGCUGGUAUACCGAACAGACAAAUACAAGAGAUUAAAGGCUGAAGUGGAAAAACAGAGCAAGAAACUGGAAAAGAAGAAAGAAACAAUAACUGAAUCAGCAGGCCGACAGCAGAAAAAGAAAAUAGAGAGACAAGAAGAGAAACUGAAGAAUAACAACAGGGACUUGUCAAUGGUUCGGAUGAAAUCCAUGUUUGCCAUUGGCUUCUGCUUCACUGCCUUGAUGGGAAUGUUUAACUCCAUAUUUGAUGGCCGAGUGGUCGCAAAGCUUCCAUUUAUCCCCCUCUCGUACAUCCAAGGUCUCUCCCACCGCAACCUUCUGGGUGAGGAUUAUACUGACUGCUCCUUCAUCUUCCUCUACAUUCUCUGCACGAUGUCUAUCAGACAGAACAUCCAGAAGAUGCUUGGUCUUGCUCCUUCCCGGGCUGCCACCAAACAAGCAGGGGGCUUCCUUGGUCCACCACCUCAGGCAGGGAAGUUCUCCUAAAGCACAGUUACAGCCUUCAGGGAAGGUCUGGCCAGUGCACAAGACUGCCUUUGGGAGGUAACCAGAUGGGAUUCUGCACCAGGCUUCACAUGUCCAAAACCAGCCUAUGCAGUAUUGGCUACAGUCUUGGAAAAAUCUUCCAUUUGGAGUAUUCUACCAGCAGUUGUUUGCUCAUCAAACCAAGAAAGUUCUCAGAAGAUAACUUGACCUUUUGUUUCUGGUGUUUCUGAGAAAUAAAUGGCAUGGGCAUGUUUAUUUAGAUGUCUCUUAAUUGUGCUGUAGGACAAGUAGAAAUACAUUGAUGUAGUGCAGUUGAUUUAGUUUGCGGCAUGAAAAUCAACUCAGAAAGCAAGAGUGGCAUCUGCAAAGUAGACAGUUUGGAAAA
Messenger RNA from Haliaeetus leucocephalus (bald eagle), 1042 nucleotides. RefSeq names its product transmembrane and coiled-coil domains 1 (gene TMCO1). Bases 91 to 657 code for a protein of 188 amino acids. The record is from RefSeq and is a predicted model, not a curated record. Gene Ontology annotation, cellular component: endoplasmic reticulum membrane; endoplasmic reticulum; cytoplasm. Gene Ontology annotation, molecular function: calcium channel activity. Lineage: Eukaryota; Metazoa; Chordata; Aves; Accipitriformes; Accipitridae. Gene Ontology annotation, biological process: endoplasmic reticulum calcium ion homeostasis. The transcript has 7 exons.